AUGCACUUUGCUCUGACUAAGCUUGCAAAACUAGUGAUAGCAGAAUGGCCACUACGAAAACUAAUAAUAGACGAGGGCUUUGAUGAACCUACACAACAAUAUCCAGACAGGCAACACGGUAACACGUCCCUUUACUACGAGGGCCGAGCAGCCACCAUAGCAGUCAGUGAGGAGUCUGACCAGGUUCGAUCCCAGAAUGAAGGGGUUAAUCAAAGAUUCUAUCAGCUGGUCCAAUGUGCAGGUUUACGAAUGCUUAAGAGCCAAACAGAUGGGUAUAAAGAAGUGUGUGUUGGAGAACAAACCGACCAUUCCCGGCGUAAACGAUCACUAAGGUCACGCAGAUCGACUGGAUCUGGUUUUGAUUCUAAUUGCAAAGAUUCCAUCUGGCCAUGCAUCGACUUAUUUCAUGGCAUAUUAGCAGAUCUGACUAUUGAUUUUUCAAGGAUAUCUUCUAAAAUAGAAGAGUUAGAUUUAUUUCAGUCCGGAACUACAGAGUAUCCUUCACAGAAAACAGUUGAAGACGUAUGUGGUGAUAUCGACGAAAUUUACUCCAGAGAUAAUAUGAUACAAAUGCAAAGACUACUCCAGUAUCCAUAUAAUGAUUUUGAGUUCCAAUCGGAAGGCUCUAGUGGACAAACGUGUGGGUCUGAAACAAGACGAUGUGUUCAGGAUACCUCAUAUAGUUAUUCUUCUGAUCCUUUGCGAUGGCCAAACAGCAGGAUCAUGACACCGAGACUAGCCUCUAGACUUUCUUUGUUCAACCGAUAUCUUAUAGAAACCGACGUCAUAAACCCAUGUUUCAAUUCUUUAAAAUACUGUGCCGGUGUCUGCAUACCUGAGGAGUGGUCUUGCGCAGGUAACUCGAGGAGGAAACGGCAAACCGGGAACUAUCAGAAAAUGCAACGGGGUAUCAGGACAAAACGGUCAGCAUUUACAACGAGCGAAAUUCUGACAAAAUACCAAAACAACGGAAGGGCUAUACAGAUCGACCUUUCCAAUAUGAACGUUACCAUGGAGUAUGCCGCCAGUCUGGCUGUGUUUGCGGGAUUUGAUUUUGUUGCAAUCCGCGAAUCCUAUCUGGAUGUUUACGUUAAAAAUCAGGCAGGGAUUUGGACAAGCAUAACACCGUUUCCGCUGGUUAAUCUAAUUGAUGUGAAUCAUCCUACCAAUAGCGGCGACGAAUAUGUUGUCACUGACGAACGACUACCAUUGUAUGACGGAUAUAAAACUGAGCUAAAGUUAUCUGACUGCUAUUCAGUAUCAGACAUUCAGAACCAAGGAACAAAUAAGCGUUAUUUCAGAUUUGAUUCAAUGCUUCUUCAGUGUCUAGAUGAAGCCAGCUAUGAGUAUGGGUCGUGUAUUCCGAUAGUGAAAGGUUCAGCGUAUAGAACCAUAUCUAUUAAUGACAUCAAUAUCGAAGAGAGACAUAUUGAAGAAAGACAGAAAUUUCCUCGCGGGAAAGCCGUAGAAAUCAUCCCAGUCAACACGAUGGAAGACGAUCCUAUGUAUGAGUUGGGGAUUACGGUUGUAAGAACGUGCACUGCUCUUCUAAGAUUAAAACAGAUGAAAAUAGGCAUAGGGACUCACUCUGACCGUCUGUAUUUGGACAUUCGAGAAAGCACUGGUCCGAGAGAUCUCCUGACAUUGUGGAACGUUGAUAAUCUUCAUUUGUACAACAGAAUGAAGCAGGUACAAGACGAUCUCUUUGCUGGUGGACCUAUGAUCAGACCGACAGAUAUUAGACUGGCAUGCAAAGACCCACCACUCGGGGAACCCUUGUACUAUAUAAGACAACCAGCGAGCAUACUGAACACCUGUAUAUUUAACAAUCAAGACUUUUGUGAAGAAACCAUGGCAGCAAGGGAAAAAGCAGUGAAAAAGUUACUCGAUAAUCUUGUCAGUGUGGUCGGUUCAGGGCAGUUUUCAGAAUCAAGUAUCAGAGAAGAAGCUGAAAGAUGUUUCAUAACCAAUUGUGGAGGAUGUCUUGGGCGAGGAAGUAUAUGGACGGAAAAAACAAAGAGUUGCAUGUCAUUUAUAAAGACGUUCCUGUCAGCCUUGUCCGUUCCGUUUGGAGGAAGCCUCAAUGAUAAUGCUGUAUUCUACAACAUGGAUCGUCCAUCCAACAUUUCGUCUGUUGCCUGUGACAGCGGUAACGUCUGUUUCCAGGACAUGCAAUUUUAUUCCAUAUUAAUGGAGACUUUAGAGGAGACCUACCAGCCAAACCCUGACAUGGACGUAGAGGAAGUGCUUUAUGGACCAUCAGACAAUCCACUUCCGGUUCUAGAUCUUCUUGACCAAGAAAGGGCGAUAUCUGCCAGUGGUGUUGUUAAGAUUUACCUGACAUCUAAAGAUGACCUUAUUGCACUCUAUCCAAUACUAAAGAUACUGAUGACUUACAAUCGUAACGUAAAGGAAGUAGAAUUUAACUUAGCGGAUGGAAUAUCCCGUAGAUGGAUUAUUUCAUCUUUGAAAAAUAAGAUGCAGAGAUGGUCUACAUCUGUGUGUCCCUCUCGCAGCAGAAUUUCCGUUGCACCUUACAGACUAGUUAACAUAGCAGGAGAACAAGAUAGAAGGAAAAGAUUCGCAGGCAAAGCUUCCUAUGUACGUCCUUCGAAACUUCGCAAUGAUGAACUGGCUUGGUUGAUGCGAAAUUGAAAAAAAAAUGUUUCUGUAGUAUGAACAAUUUUUAACAGUGAUAUAGGACCAC
This is a messenger RNA of Ylistrum balloti, 2707 nucleotides long. RefSeq lists its product as uncharacterized. The coding region runs from base 1 to 2655 and encodes 884 amino acids. NCBI's taxonomy places the organism in Eukaryota, Metazoa, Mollusca, Bivalvia, Pectinida, Pectinidae. The record is from RefSeq and is a predicted model, not a curated record. The transcript has 13 exons.